AACGUGCAAUCAGCCAGAUAAAGGUCUGUUUGCUUUCCCUACCAUGUGUCAGUCAUCAGUGACACGGGAAGGACCACUGUGGCCAGUGUUGCGGAGAGGGUGGGAAGGCUGUGUUGCCGUUGUUGCUGCUGUUGUCGUUGGAAUAUUGAAAUGGUUGUGGAAAGAAAAUCUAAAUAUGUGUUGGGACCGGCUGUAGUGGAGAAGAUUGAAGUGGAGGAAGACAAUGUGGCGGACAGCCCCAGACAGUGGAGGAACUUGGUGGGCUUCUGGUUUUUGGGUCUCACCAACAACUUCGCCUACGUUGUGAUGCUGAGUGCUGCCCAUGACAUCCUCGCUACAGAGGAAGAAGGAGGUGGGAACAGCACACUUGUCACGACACUGGCGCCAGAAAAUGGCACCACACCUCCCUCAGUGAAUGGAAGCAACAAUACGGACACGUUCCUGGAAUGUAACAAGAUCAGCACUGGUGCAAUCCUAUUGGCAGAUAUAUUACCGACCCUGGUUAUUAAACUAACAGCUCCCUUCUAUUUACAAAAGAUUGGAUAUAGGGUGAAGGUGAUUCUUGUGGUGGCAUUUGCUCUGGCCAGCUUCCUCCUGGUGGCGCUGUCCAAACAGAUUUGGCUCAGCAUUCUAGGUGUGGUGUGUGCCAGCAUCAGCGGCGGUCUGGGUGAGAUCACCUACCUCAGUCUCUCCACCUUCUUCCACUGCGAUGUGGUGUCUGCCUGGUCGUCUGGAACUGGAGGUGCCGGGGUGUUUGGUGCACUGGCGUACGCUGGCUUCACCCAAGUGGUGAGUCCGCGAACCACCGUCCUCAUCCUCACAGUGGUGCCUGUCAUCAUGUUCAUCAGGUCAGUCCAAGUCUGUCAUCAGGUCAGUCCAAGUCUGUCAUCAGGUCAGUCCAAGUCUGUCAUCAAGUCAGUCCGAGUCUGUCAUCAUGUUCAUCAGGUCAUUCCAAGUCUGUCAUCAUGUUCAUCAGGUCAGUCCAAGUCUGUCAUCAUGUUCAUCAGGUCAGUCCAAGUCUGUCAUCAUGUUCAUCAGGUCAGUCCAAGUCUGUCAUCAGGUCAGUCCAAGUCUGUCAUCAGGUCAGUCCAAGUCUGUCAUCGUGUUCAUCAGGUCAGUCCAAGUCUGUCAUCACUUUCAUCAGGUCAGUCCAAGUCUGUCAUCAGGUCAGUCCAAGUCUGUCAUCAUGUUCAUCAGGUCAGUCCAAGUCUGUCAUCAGGUCAGUCCAAGUCUGUCAUCAUGUUCAUUAGGUCAGUCCAAGUCUGUCAUCAGGUCAGUCCAAGUCUGUCAUCACGUUCAUCAGGUCAGUCCAAGUCUGUCAUCACGUUCAUCAGGUCAGUCCAAGUCCGUCAUCAGGUCAGUCCAAGUCUGUCAUCAGGUCAUUCCAAGUCUGUCAUCAUGUUCAUCAGUUACUUCCUCGUUCUCAAGAAGCCGACGCCCAAUGAUACCCCCGCUCUAGAAACCAGCACAGAACAGCUGAUUACCACACAACCAGUGAUCAGUUUGAAGGGUAAAGCAGCGCUUGUCAUUCCUCUGUUGAAGUACAUGAUACCCUUGUCGCUUGUCUACUUCGCUGAAUAUUUCAUCAACCAGGGCCUGCAUGAACUGCUGUACUUCAACAAUAUCUGGCUGAGCAAGUCCGAGCAGUACCGCUGGUACCAAGUGGACUACCAGAUAGGGGUGUUCAUAUCACGCUCCUCCGUCAACUGCUUCGAGAUACGGAAGCUGUGGAUACUGCCUAUACUACAGUUUGGCAACCUUGCUGUGUUGCUGACCCAGAUCUUCUACCGAUACAUCCCCAACAUCUGGAUCAUCAUCGCCAUCGUGUUCUUCGAGGGUUUACUGGGUGGCGGAGCCUACGUCAACACCUUCUACAGGAUACGGAAAGAGAUUGCCCCUGAGGUCCGAGAGUUCAGUUUGGGCGUGGCCACAGUAGGGGAUGCUGUGGGUAUUGCCGUCGCGGGUGCUGCUGCCAUCCCCAGUCAUAACAGACUGUGUGACCUGAACCUGAGGAUGUGAUGGAGCGGCAGCAGUAACAGCAGACGACAUCGUCAUAUCCCUAGCAGCAUCAGUGUGUGUGAUCUGAAGCUGACAAUGUGAUACAGCAGCAGCAGAGGCAGCUGACAUCAGCGUCACAUUCUAACGCCACUUUUAGCAGUUUUCCAGUUAUAUAAGUGUCUCUGUGAUCUGAAGCUGAGGAUGUGAUACAACACCAACAACAGCAACAGCAACAGCAGCAGACGACAUCGUCAUAUCCCCAGCAACAUCAUUCUGUGUGAUCUCAAGGUGAAGAUACGAUACAGCAGCAGCAACAGCAGUCUACACCAUCACAUUUCCACCAACAUCAUCGUUUGUGGUCUGAAACUGAGGAUGUGAUGGGGCGGCAGCAGCAACAACAGAUAACAUCAUCACGUCCCCAGCAACAUCAUCGUAUGUGGUCUGAAACUGAGGAUGUGAUGGAGCGGCAGCAGCAACAACAGAUGACAUCAUCGCGUCCCCAGCAACAUCAUCGUGUGUGGUCUGAAACUGGGGAUAUGAUGGAGCGGCAGCAGCAACAACAGAUGACAUCAUCGCGUCCCCAGCAACAUCAUCGUGUGUGGUCUGAAACUGGGGAUGUGAUGGAGCGGCAGCAGCAACAACAGAUGACAUCAUCACAUCCCCAGCAACAUCAUCGUGUGUGGUCUGAAACUGAGGAUGUAAGAUGCAUCAGCAAUGUCAAUACUUUCUGUUUCUGAUUAUGAGUGUGUUUAUAGUUAAUGAAGCAUUGUCGGCAUAACACUGGUGUAAACUUGUCUGAGGAAUAUGUGUAAACAGUUAUCUACACAUUUGUAAUGUCGGGAAUGUGUCCAUCACCAGUCAGUUAUGCUAGACUGUGCAUGGACUUUUACUGUGAAAUCAGUGAACAAAAAUCAAAACAAUUUUAAAAUUACCCUCCCUAAAUAUUGGCCAAGAGAAGGUUUUUAAUACACUUUGAUAUUCCUUGCUUAGGAAUUCUUUCCAGAACAAGGCUCUUAAUCAUGUUAAUAGUGUCAGCAUUAAAAAUCUCAGACUGUGUACAUUGUUUUCAAAUAUUACAAAUAUUACAUACCUUCAAUAGUGUAUAUGUGAUGUCCUUGCUCUCUUCGUACUUACUGGUAUUUUUUAGGAAAAAUAUGAUAAUACACCUUAUGUUCACGUGUCUAUUUUCAUAAUGAAUGGUCUUAUUUUGCAUCACAGAUGUAUUUUAGAAGUCUUCUUUAAUUUCUGUUUGAGAAGUAUUAAUUUUUGUUUAUGAUGAUCUCAGAGUAAUUACAUUUUGAUAUAGUGUUUGUAUAUGCAAUUUGUAUAUUUGAGCUAAGGCUCUGGUCCAAUAGGUGUUAUAAGGGUAUUGUGCAGUACAAUUAUAUCCCCUUAUAGCUAAAAUGGAUAGAAUUGUCAUAAAAAUGCCUGCAUGUUAACAGAAAUCUGCAGGCCACUGUAAACCUUAUAGGAGCCCCCAUCUCCUGGGGCUGCCAUCUAUUCAUCAUCAUCAUUUUCAGUACAUCCAAAACCUCUGACCCAUCCCACCCUGUCAUGACCAGUCCCUUAUCAUACAGUUUAAUGAAGAAGUUGUUGCCCAUGAAUUGUCCACUUUGUCAUCCAUCAUUGUCUAAAAAGUGCCUAAUAAACAACAGUUCUUCAGCUAUA
Messenger RNA from Haliotis rufescens (red abalone), 3666 nucleotides. Its product is annotated as battenin-like. Gene Ontology annotation, biological process: lysosome organization; regulation of intracellular pH. Gene Ontology annotation, cellular component: membrane; lysosome. The record is from RefSeq and is a predicted model, not a curated record. Bases 151 to 2019 code for a protein of 622 amino acids. Lineage: Eukaryota; Metazoa; Mollusca; Gastropoda; Lepetellida; Haliotidae. The transcript is spliced from 19 exons.